This is a messenger RNA of Tarenaya hassleriana, 1507 nucleotides long. RefSeq lists its product as uncharacterized. NCBI's taxonomy places the organism in Eukaryota, Viridiplantae, Streptophyta, Magnoliopsida, Brassicales, Cleomaceae. The transcript is spliced from 3 exons. Bases 310 to 1056 code for a protein of 248 amino acids. The record is from RefSeq and is a predicted model, not a curated record.
AUCUGCACGAGGGUUCUAUAAACGAAAACAUUGGAGAGAUGACAAAAGGCCCAAGCAACGUGUGGAAAACAUUAAAGAAAUGAACAUACAACAGAACAGACCAAACAGCUAAUCAACAGAAAGAUUCGGACAACUCAUCUCCCCUUCCUUCCUUCCUUUGAGACCAAAAAAGCCUUCAUGGUAUGCACGUCCUCUUCAUGUGGACGACCUGUAUCAGGGAACCCCCUCUACACGUAUAAUAAGCAAUGCAAGAACAUGUAAUGUGUACAAAGAUCAAGUUUCAGACACCAAAAAAACUCAUAAGGAGGAAUGGCAAGAUCGGUCAAGAAAUCGGCCAAGUUGAGCUUCAGACGGGUGAGGGUUCAGUCACCAUCGAUCAGGUUCAAACCCGACUCGAGCUCCAUAGAGAGGGAUCAGAGAAUCGAGUUUCUAAGCGGAGGAGGAGGCGGAGAAGGCGAUAACCUACAUGAAGAAUACGAAGAAGAGGAAGAAGGAAACAGCUUUACGAGCGGAGGAGAGAGCGGAAGCGAAGAGGCGGAGGCAAGUGCCGGGAAUAGAGUAAUGGUGGUGGUGGAUAGAGGGCUUGCCCCCAUGGGAGCUCUUGAAUGGGCUCUUACUCACACUCUCCAGUCGCAAGACACUCUUUUCCUCUUGUAUUUCUCAAGACCCUCAAGGAAAGGCAAGAAGAAGCACAGAAAGAGAGAUAUGAAGGUCGAUAAACUUGUCCAUUCCCUGAAAAACUUGUGCCAGACAAAGCGACCGGGGAUAGAAGUGGAGAUAAGAAGAAUGGAGGGGAAGGAGAAACAGAAAGGACCAAAGAUAGUGGAAGAAGCGAAUAAGGAGAAAGUGAGUCUACUGGUGGUAGGGCAAGAGAAGAAGCCGUCGGUGUGGAGGCUGUUCAAGAGAUGGGCAUGGAGGAGACGCCAUGGAGGUCUGGUAGAGUACUGUCUUCAGAAUGCAAACUGCAUGACCAUAGCCGUCAAACGCAAAAGCCGUAAGCUUGGUGGCUACUUGAUCACCACUAAACGUCACAACAACUUCUGGCUUCUUGCCUGACGCUGCUGCAGAAGAUAUUAGCCUCGGAGAAAAAAACAAACAAAACGUUUCGUUUUUUUGUAUGUUACAUCGUGUUGGAAGAGAUCUUUUUUUGAAGAAGAAACUAUGAAACGAGCUACUGGAAUUAUCAUGUUGUAUCAUCAAGAAACACUGGAGAAACCAUCAUGUAUUCUCUUGCAGAGUUCAUAUUUGAGAAACAGUAUAAUCAUAUGCAUAUUGAAGUUACCAGUAACCGUAAGAGCUCAUCUUUUCAAGAUGGAUAUGACAUAAUUGAAUUUAUUCAUUCCAUUGCCAAAUUAACAAUGUAUUGCUAAAGAAGAAUGUACAAUUCCCAAAUCCACCAACGGUAAAGGAAACAAAUACAGUACUAUCAACAAUUUUUGCCUGGUUGUUCUGCUGCUUUGACGCAAGCCAUACUUUUCCCCCUGCUAGUUCAUCACAGCUUGCGGAG